Molecule: messenger RNA, 4162 nt
Organism: Papaver somniferum (opium poppy)
Lineage: Eukaryota; Viridiplantae; Streptophyta; Magnoliopsida; Ranunculales; Papaveraceae
Product: putative calcium-transporting ATPase 13, plasma membrane-type
Exons: 1
Coding region: 232-3378 (1048 amino acids)
Biological process (GO): calcium ion transmembrane transport
Cellular component (GO): membrane; intracellular membrane-bounded organelle
Molecular function (GO): ATP binding; ATP hydrolysis activity; P-type calcium transporter activity
Source: RefSeq, a predicted model, not a curated record
UACUUAUGAAUUUUGAAUAAAACUUUUAUCUGUUAUCUCCUCAUCUUCCUAUUGACUUUUUUCCUCUUCCCUUCUCCUCAGUGUCUUCUCCAAUUAUCCACAGCUGAUACUACAACUUCUGAGACUUGAUCGUAAUUACAAUAAGUUGUUUCCUAUCAAUCUUUCUGAACUACUUUCAUUAUCAUAAACCAAAAAUUACCUUUCAGUAUCAUACUGCACCAUAUUACAAACAUGUACACCAAUAAACAGAACAACUAUGUGGAACAUCUACUUAACAUACAUACUGCCAGCAAACCACUUAACAGAUGGCGUAUAGCCUUCGCAGCGAUUUAUUCCUCCAGAGUGUUGGUCUCACUUGCUAAAGAGAUAAUAGCAAAGAGGAAGAACCAGUUUCUCAACCCUGAUAUCAUACAUAAUCCUUCGUAUACUGCUUUGGAUAUUCCAAUGAGUAGUUACAGUGCAGAUAAUAAUAGUGUUGAUGAUCACUUAAGCUUUUCUGAUGUAGAUGUACAAAAACUGAGUAACAUAGUAAAAGAUAAGAAGUUGGGUUUGCUUCAAGAACACUUUGAGGGUAUUGGGAAUCUGGUAAAGGUUCUUGGAACCGAUUCAGAACAUGGAAUCAACGAUGAUCCUGAAGAUAUCAGACAACGUCAAAGCGUCUUUGGUACAAAUACAUACCAUAAGCCUCCUCCAAAAGGUAUAUUUCAUUUCAUUCUUGAAGCAUUCAAGGAUUUGAUCAUUCUUAUAUUACUGGUAGCUGCUACACUAGCUCUUGCUUUUGGUAUUAAACAACAUGGCUUGAAAGAAGGAUGGUACGAAGGUGGGAGUAUAUAUGUUGCUGUUUUUCUAGUCGUGGUUGUUUCUGCUGGUAGCAAUUAUAGGCAGUCAAGACAGUUCGAAAAAUUAUCAAAAGUCACCAAUAACAUCAAAGUUGAAGUUGUGAGAAACGGGAGAAGACAACAGAUAUCUAUCUUCGAUGUCGUAGUUGGAGAUGUUGCUUCUUUAAAGAUUGGAGAUCAAAUUCCAGCUGAUGGACUCUUCCUAAACGGACAUUCCUUACACGUAGAUGAAUCAAGCAUGACCGGAGAGAGCGAUCACGUGGAAGUUGACGCAAAAGAGAAUCCGUUCUUGUUAUCUGGCGCGAAAGUGGCUAACGGUUAUGGGAACAUGCUUGUUACAUCUGUGGGCACGCACACUGGUUGGGGCGCAAUGAUGAGUACUAUAACCAGUGAUUCAGAUGAAAGGACCCCAUUACAAGAACGGCUAGACAGACUGACAUCUUAUAUAGGAAAGAUUGGUUUGACUGUGGCAUUCCUUGUUCUUUUUGUCUUGUUGGUGCGGUACUUCACAGGGAAUACACAAAGAGAAGAUGGUAAAGGAAAGGAAUAUACCGGUAGCAACACAAAGACUGAUGAUAUAAUAAACUCAGUGAUCCGAAUUGUUGCUGCUGCAAUCACAAUUGUGGUUGUGGCAAUUCCAGAAGGCCUGCCUUUAGCAGUCACUCUCACACUCGCAUACUCUAUGAAAAGAAUGAUGGCUGAUCAAGCUAUGGUAAGAAAACUUUCAGCAUGUGAGACCAUGGGUUCUGCAACCACCAUUUGUACCGACAAAACAGGGACUCUUACAUUGAAUCAAAUGAAGGUGACCAAGUUCUGGCUCGGCGAAGAAGUUAUAAUAGAUUACACUGGAUCUAUAAUUGCGCCUAGUAUUCAAGGACUGCUCUGCCAGGGUGUUGGUCUAAACACAACAGGGACCGUUUAUCAACCCACUGCAGGAACAGUGCCAGAAUUUUCCGGAAGUCCGACUGAGAAGGCAAUCUUAUCUUGGGCUGUCUCUGAGUUGGGAAUGAACACAGAAGAGUUAAAGCGCGAUUUCUCCAUUCUUCAUGUGGAAGCCUUCAACUCAGAGAGGAAAAGAAGUGGCGUUUUGAUCAAGAAAGUGCAUGCACAUGAAAAUAAAACACAUGUACAUUGGAAAGGAGCUGCGGAGAUGAUAUUAGCUACAUGUUCAAAUUACUAUGACUGCAGUGGGAUCACGAAGACAUUAGACCACGAAAAAAUGAAAAGGUUUGAGCAAAUAAUUCAAGAUAUGGCAGCAGAUAGUCUCCGAUGCAUUGCUUUCGCCCACAAAGAAAUCCUAGAUGCAGAGUUGGAGUACAAGGAAGAUGGGAAGACUCAUCAAUCAUUAAAAGAUGAUAACCUUACCUUGUUAGGAUUAGUAGGUAUAAAGGACCCGUGUCGCCCAGGGGUGAAUCAAGCUGUAAGAGCUUGCCAAGAUGCUGGGGUCGACAUCAAAAUGAUCACUGGAGACAAUGUUUUCACAGCAAGAGCGAUUGCUAUCGAAUGUGGAAUACUCAAAGCCGAUCAUGCAUUAAAUAGUGAAGCAGUCGUUGAAGGUGUGGAGUUCAGGAACUAUACAGAGGAGGAGAGGAUGUGCAAGGUGGAAAAGAUACGUGUGAUGGCAAGGUCGUCCCCUUUUGACAAGCUCUUGAUGGUACAAUGCUUGAAAAAGAAAGGACACGUGGUUGCAGUCACUGGAGAUGGCACAAAUGACGCACCCGCCCUUAAAGAGGCGGACAUAGGUCUUUCUAUGGGGAUUCAAGGCACAGAAGUGGCGAAGGAGAGUUCAGAUAUAGUCAUCCUGGAUGAUAAUUUCGCUUCUGUAGCCACAAUGGUAAGCUGGGGUAGAUGUGUUUAUAACAACAUUCAAAAAUUCAUCCAGUUUCAACUCACAGUUAACGUAGCAGCUCUUGUUAUCAACUUCAUUGCCGCACUUUCGGCUGGUAAAGUCCCACUAACAGCAGUCCAAUUGUUAUGGGUGAACCUAAUCAUGGAUACUUUGGGUGCUCUUGCUCUAGCUACUGAGCGACCAACCAAAGAGCUCAUGAAAGCAAAACCAAUUGGACGAACUGCUCCACUAAUAAGCAAUGUCAUGUGGAGGAACCUUAUGGCUCAAGCUCUAUACCAAAUCUCAGUCCUCUUGAUCUUACAAUUCAAGGGUAAGUCUAUCUUUAAGGUGGACGAAAAGGUUAAGGACACUCUUAUCUUCAAUUCAUUUGUUCUUUGUCAAAUUUUUAAUGAAUUCAACGCGAGGAAGCUGGAGAAGAGGAAUGUGUUUGAAGGAAUACAUAAGAACAGGUUAUUUCUUGGGAUUAUAGCGUUCACUCUAGUUCUUCAAGUGGUGAUGGUAGAAUUUCUCAAAAAGUUCGCAGACACUACGAACUUGAAUGUUGUGCAAUGGUUUUCAUGUAUUGGAAUCGCAGCUGUUUCGUGGCCUAUUGGUUGGUUUGUCAAGUAUAUACCGGUACCUGAAACACCAGUCUUCAGUCUUUUACAUCGCAAAAGAAGAAAAUCAACAAGUGAGGACGAUGCCUGUUAAAUACUCCGGUGAGUUUUCCCCAAAAAUGCUCAUGCAUAGGUUCCAGUGUGUAGUACAGAGGAAACCCAUCCCUUCUGUCCCCAUAGUGUGGGCAAGAGGUAGGAGAUCAACUCCCAUGUGGGAGGGUUGGAUGAUGGGAUCUCCUAUUUCCUCUUACCUGCUCUAUGGACAGGGCCUCUGCCCAUAGACCAUAGUGUGGGCAAGAGAUGGGAGAUGACUCCCACUAUGGGAGGGUGAGAUCUCCUAUUUCCUCCUACCUCCUCUAUGGAUAGGGCCUCUGCCCAGAGUGUGGGAAAGAGGUAGGAGAUCGACUACCACUAUGGGAGGGUUGGAUCUCCUAUUUUCUCCUACCUCCUCUAUGGAUAGGGCUGAGGUUGGGCUUGUUGUUGGGGAUGUCAAGCUGGAUCUGCACCACUGCAAGUCCACCAGGCUAGGUCUGCUCUAAUGGCAUAUGCUGUUGGUGCUGAGUGCCAUGUGGGAGUGCAGGUCGUGUAAGUCUGUAAAUGCAUAAGCAUGUGCAGGUUGUGUGAGUGUGCGAAGUAUUCGUUUCUAGUAUCAGCGAGUGAGAAUUUGUGAGUGGUUAUAACAGUCGAGUAUACAUACUCAUGUUCACUCUCUGUAAUCAUUAUUAUAUUUCAAUUCAACACAUACCUUUUAGCAAUGUAGCUAUGCUCAGGAGGUAGCAAAACAAUAAGAAAAACUACUGCAUCAAACUCUCACUAUCGCGCUGUAAUUAUUUGUAUCUGAGCUAUAUCUUUGUAUAUAGUACUAUACUACACUCCUA